This is a messenger RNA of Drosophila mauritiana, 2265 nucleotides long. RefSeq names its product N-alpha-acetyltransferase 60 (gene Naa60). Gene Ontology annotation, cellular component: Golgi membrane. The transcript is spliced from 5 exons. Gene Ontology annotation, molecular function: histone acetyltransferase activity; protein-N-terminal amino-acid acetyltransferase activity. Bases 650 to 1480 code for a protein of 276 amino acids. Gene Ontology annotation, biological process: N-terminal peptidyl-methionine acetylation. The record is from RefSeq and is a predicted model, not a curated record. NCBI's taxonomy places the organism in Eukaryota, Metazoa, Arthropoda, Insecta, Diptera, Drosophilidae.
AAGUGCGGUCUCACUACUGCUGAUUUGUUUUCAUUAAUUCUUUUUGGCUUGGAGAAUAAAUUAGGACAAAUGAGGAAUCAUCGCGGGCCAACUGAAUUGUGACCAGCGGGCAGCAGCAGCGGCAUGCGACACCGACACCACCAGCGCAUCAGCACCACCUGGCCAACGUUGUAAGGGAUUCUCCUAUCCCCCCAAAGAGCCACCGAUUCCACUUGAGACCCAAAAGUCCCAGUUCAAAACCAAAAUCAAAAUCAGCGGAGCACCCGCACACCAGCGAGAACAAGUGGUUCCUACAUGAUCCGGCGACACGCUGCCCCCCUCUCCGUGCUCCAUGCUCUGUGCUCCAGCUCAAUGUAAAUGUUAAUUAAAGCCAAUUGAGCGCACACCCAAAAACACGCACCAAACCGAAAACGAAUACGAAAUACGAAUCACUCACCCGGAGGAGAAGGCUCCGUUGGUCAAGAUUCCGCGCUUAACCUGUUCAGGCGACAACGGAGGUGGCGGUUGUGCUGCAAUAAAUGGACAUAAUUGCUCUAAUUGGACAGAGCAGCAGCAGCAGCAGAAGCAGCAGCAGUGGCAGUGGGAACGGAGGAGCACGAGCACCAUCAACAGCAGCAGCAGCAGCAGCAGCACCCCCCCUUGCAAUAGGAUGGCACAAUUCACACUCUACAACAAACACAGUGCGCCGCCCAGUAGCGAGAGUACGCGUGUGGACUGCGAACACGUACCGCUGUGCUCGAUUAACGAUGUGCAGCUAAGGUUCCUGGUACCCGACGAUCUGACGGAGGUGCGACAGCUGUGCCAAGAAUGGUUUCCAAUCGACUAUCCACUAUCAUGGUAUGAGGAUAUUACCUCAAGCACGCGCUUCUUUGCGCUGGCAGCUGUAUAUAAUCUGGCCAUAAUUGGUUUAAUCGUUGCCGAAAUCAAACCCUAUCGAAAUGUGAACAAGGAGGUAAUAGCCAAUAUGAGUGAUAGUGAUGAGUUGUACACCAGGCUGAGCGGUUUUCCCAUGCAGGACAAGGGCAUCCUGCCGGACUCGAUGGGUCGUUCCGCCGAUGUCGGGUAUAUACUGUCGCUGGGCGUCCAUCGUUCGCAUCGACGCAAUGGCAUCGGAUCGCUGCUGCUGGACGCGCUAAUGAACCACCUGACGACGGCCGAGCGGCAUUCGGUGAAGGCGAUCUUCCUGCACACGCUGACCACCAAUCAACCUGCCAUAUUUUUCUACGAGAAGAGAAGAUUUACGCUUCACUCAUUCCUGCCCUACUACUACAAUAUACGGGGCAAGGGCAAGGACGGAUUCACCUAUGUGAACUACAUUAACGGCGGCCAUCCACCCUGGACACUAUUAGAUCACAUCAAGCACUACGCGUCGAAGGUGCGACACACCAGCAGCCUGUGCGCCUGGCUGGCCGGACGAGUCCAGCAGGUGGUGCGGUGGUUCUACCACAAGCUGCUCACUCGCUUCAACUUCAUCGAGUGAAUCUCGACGGCAGCACACAGCACUGGCCAGUCCUUCCUAGACACACGAGCACUUUGAGGGCGAUGAUGAGUGUGUCCGCCGCAUUAUGUCAUCCCGUCGAGCAUAAACAGAAACACAAACAAACACAAACAUUUAUAUGUACUAUGGCACCCAAUCACCACCACAGACAGACACACCUUCAUUAUAAAUGUUAGGCAACACCUCCGCAGAAUUUUAUACGGAAGCUAAUAGAGAAGAUGUGAGACGAGAAGGAGAAGGAGAAGAUCUAGCAAAGAACAACAUCAAAGGCAUAAGUUGAAAGUUGUAACAUAGUUCGCUAAGUGUAUUAUUACGUUUUAAAAGAUAUCUAUCUGUUCACCACUGCUGUAAAUAGUCGUAUAAUGUUUUGUUUGAAUCGAGCUGUAACCGAGUGAUUUGGAAUUAGCCCCCCUUUCUUUUGAAUGUAGCCUGUGUGUAUGUUUUUCCUAAGUUUUAAGUUCCACGCACAAGACAGUCAUUUAGUUUAGCGAAGACAAACAACAAAGAUGCUCAUGCUUUAAUGCUUAAUUUAUGAAAUCUGCACGUAAAUAGCUUUGAACUGAGAAACAAAUUAAUGUUAAAUGGCAAGAAUAUCUAUCCAGUUUAAUACCCGAACCAACCAUCUAAAUUCAAGCCCCGUUCGCUGUUUCUAUAGUAUUUUGUAAAAGUAUUUUAAUGCAUAUUGUUUCGCAACUAAAUCUGAUUACUUUAGGCACAAUUUAUCUAGCAAAUUGUAAUAUUUUUUAAAAUAAAAACUUGUAAAGUUA